Molecule: messenger RNA, 843 nt
Organism: Brassica oleracea var. oleracea
Lineage: Eukaryota; Viridiplantae; Streptophyta; Magnoliopsida; Brassicales; Brassicaceae
Exons: 1
Coding region: 1-843 (280 amino acids)
Source: RefSeq, a predicted model, not a curated record
AUGAAUGAUGCGGCCUUAUACAUCAUGAAGCAAGGAGGAGAUGUGUUGAUCGCAAGUCUAUAUGUAAAUGAUAUAAUCAUCACAGGAAGCAACAUUCACAGCAUCAACACAUUCAAGAAGAACAUGAUGAAAGAAUUCAAGAUGGUGGAUCUUGGAUUGUUGAACUACUUUCUUGGAAUGGAAAUAAUUCAAGACGAUGGAGGUAUAUUUCUUUCACAAGAAAAGUAUGCAAACAAACUUGUAGGCAAAUUUGGGAUGCGAGACAGCAAGAGUGUAAGCAAUCCACUUAUACCACAAGGGAAAGGAGUUGAGGAUGACAAGGAGUAUGGAGAUCCGACAAAGUAUAUAAGCAUCGUUGGAGGGCUUUUGUACUUGUGUGCAUCAAGACCUGAUGUGAUGUAUGCAAGCGCCUAUCUCUCAAGAUACAUGUCAACAUCUCGCAUGAAGCACUACCAAGAAGCGAAAAGGGUGUUAAGAUAUGUCAAAGGAACAUCAAGCUUUGGAGUGUACUUCACAAGCGUGAAAGAACCAAGACUUGUAGGCUACACGGACAGCGAUUGGGGUGGUUCUAAGGAAGACAAGAAAAUCUCUUCAGGUUAUGUGUUUACCCUUGGUUCAGCCAUGUUUUGUUGGCAAUCAAGCAAGCAACAAACAGUGGCGCAAUCAACGGCUGAGGCGGAGUACAUAGCCGUGUGUGCAGCAGCAAAUCAAGCCGUGUGGUUACAAAGACUAUUCAAAGAUUUUGGUCAGAAGUUUGAAGGAGGCAUUCCGAUCUUAUGUGACAACAAAUCAGCAAUAGCAAUUGGGAGAAUCCGAUGCAACACAGAAGAACGAAGCACAUAG